CAAAAAUAACUUUUAGAAAUGGACAUAUCUACAGGAGAAAAUACAUCAGUUAAAAAUAGAAGAGAAAAGGUGCAUGAAGCUUUCAAAAGAUUGAAGAUCAAUACUGAGGGUGAUGUACCAGUUGUUGCUGUUUUGGGUUCUGGUGGUGGUCUUCGUGCUAUGAUUGGUUUCUUGGGCGUCCUUUCAGAACUGGCUAAUGAUGAUAUUCUUGACACAGUUACAUACAUUUGUGGUACUUCUGGAUCUACAUGGUGUAUGUCAUCACUUUAUGACAAUGACAAUUGGUCAAAUUGUAUUGGGGAGAUGGAAGGCAAAAUCUGUAAAACAUUCGAGAAGGAGUAUGAUUUACAGAAAUCAUGGGAGAAGCUGAAACAAACAAAGGAAAAUGAUACUGCAUCACUAACUUCUUUUUGGGCCCAUGUAAUCAUUCAAAUGAUGACUAAGGAUGUUAAUGAAAAGAAGCUUUCUGAUUACUGUGGUGCCUGUGAAAUUGGGUCAAAUCCAUAUCCAGUAUACGCUGCAGUGGAAAAAACAAAUGUGAAUAAUGGCAUUAAACAUGAACCAGAAACCUGGUUUGAGUUUACUCCACACACAUCUGGAUUUCCUGCAUAUAAAGAAUAUGUGGACACAAAGUUACUAGGGAGCAAAUUUGAACAAGGCAAGGUAUCAAAGAGCCAACCUGAGAGAGAAGUUUGUUUUCUGCAAGGAAUCUGGGGCAGUGCACUUGGAAGUGAAAAAGUAAUAUUCGAUUUCAUCAAAGAGCAAAUUAGAGAGAUAUGGAGCAAACUUUGGUCCAUCCUAGCUCAAUCUAAUAAAGUGACCAGCCAUGGGGAGUACUGUAAAUGUGCACUUUUGAAGGAACUUCUCGCAGAAGACCUGGAAAGCCUGGAUUAUAAACAGAGUGAGGAAUUUCUGCAGAAACUGAAACACUUAUUAGAAGAUGUUGAAAAAAGAGAGAAACAGCUUGAGACAAAAUCAUUAUUAGGUAUGUAUUCUGUUAAACUGUUUGAUGCACCGUAA
This is a messenger RNA of Pelobates fuscus (common spadefoot toad), 1020 nucleotides long. RefSeq names its product cytosolic phospholipase A2 gamma-like. The transcript has 9 exons. The record is from RefSeq and is a predicted model, not a curated record. Gene Ontology annotation, cellular component: nuclear envelope; nucleoplasm; cytosol. NCBI's taxonomy places the organism in Eukaryota, Metazoa, Chordata, Amphibia, Anura, Pelobatidae. Gene Ontology annotation, biological process: glycerophospholipid catabolic process. The coding region runs from base 19 to 1020 and encodes 333 amino acids. Gene Ontology annotation, molecular function: calcium-dependent phospholipid binding; calcium ion binding.